Messenger RNA from Pseudopodoces humilis (Tibetan ground-tit), 2526 nucleotides. It is a transcript of the gene DCP1B, whose product is annotated as decapping mRNA 1B. Gene Ontology annotation, molecular function: mRNA binding; enzyme activator activity. Gene Ontology annotation, biological process: positive regulation of catalytic activity; deadenylation-dependent decapping of nuclear-transcribed mRNA; deadenylation-independent decapping of nuclear-transcribed mRNA. Lineage: Eukaryota; Metazoa; Chordata; Aves; Passeriformes; Paridae. Gene Ontology annotation, cellular component: P-body. The record is from RefSeq and is a predicted model, not a curated record.
AUGGCGGCGGCGCUGGGCCGGGGGCUGGACAUCAGCCUGGCGGCGCUGCGGCAGCACGACCCCUACAUCAGCGGCAUCGUGGACGUGGCCAGCCAGGUGGCGCUCUACACCUUCGGCCACCGCGCCAGCCAGUGGGAGAAGACGGAUGUGGAGGGAACGCUGUUUGUUUACACAAGAUCAGCUUCUCCAAGGCAUGGUUUCACAAUUAUGAACAGACUGAGCAUGGAAAAUCGAACAGAACCUAUUACUAAAGACCUUGAUUUCCAGCUCCAGGACCCUUUUCUGCUCUACAGAAAUGCCAGAUUGUCCAUAUAUGGGAUUUGGUUUUAUGAUAAAGAAGAAUGCCAAAGAAUUGCAGAGCUCAUGAAAAACCUAACUCAGCAGGAACAAUUCAAAGCACAGCAGGGCACAGGAACAGGGGUUUCUCCCAUGAUCGUGAAUUCUGCUAAUAACAAAGAAGUGGAUAUCUUACGGAUGCUUACCAAGGCCAAAGAUGAGUAUACCAAGUGUAAGACCUGCUCAGAGCCAAAACAAAUAACCAGUUCCUCUGCAAUCUAUAACAACCCCAACCUCAUCAAACCCAUUCCAGUGAAGCCGAGUGAGAGCCAGCAUCAGCGAGUCUCCCAGCAGAGCAAGAGCACGGAUCCUGAACCCCAGCACCUGUCUCUGACAGCGCUGUUUGGCAAGCAGGACAAGGCAGAUGUGGCAGAAGCUCUCAGCAAGCAGGAGAAGCUGGCGGGCAGGCAGUGCGUGGUGCGCUCGCUGUCCUACGAGGAGCCCAGCCGGCUGUCCCCCUGCGCAGAGAAGCAGCUGUGCCCCGCCAUCCAGAAGCUGAUGGUGCGUGGCACGGAGCUCCAUCCCCUGGCAGAGUUCCCUGAGAGCCGCCUGUGUGAGAACGGCAGCAUCCCCUGCGUGGGGGAGGCUUUGCCAGGGCUGUUCCAGCCCGUGGCACGGCACGGCGUGGCUCCUCACGGAGCGCAGGGUGCCGCUGGCACCCAGAGCUUGCUGCAGAAGCUGCAAAGUCAGCCAGGCUCCGCCACUAAAAUGGACCCCAGUGCCACGGGAGCUGGCAACUCCACAGCUUCUGUGUUCAGCAGGACUCCUGCUCCUGUGGGAGCACCAGCAGCACCGGGAAAUAACAUGAGCCAGCCCCCUCUGGUGUAUUUCAAUGGGUCCCUGCCAGGCCAGACUUUAGAGGCUCAGAGCCUUGGUAAAGAACAAUCCAAACUUCCCAGACAGCCGCUUCCUCUCUCCAGCAAUCAAGCGGCCAAUUCUGGGGUGAUUUCACCUCAAGAACUGUUGAAAAAACUCCAGAUAGUGCAACAAGAACAGCAGCUCCAUGUAUCCAGCAGACCAACGUUGGCAGCUAAGUUCCCAGUUGUCACCCAGAACACCAACACCCUGAAACCACUGGAUUCCUGGAUAGAAAAGGCUCCAGGCACAGAAAAACAGAGUGCUCUCCUCCAGGUGAUCUCCCCUCAGCGCAUCCCUGCCACGGUGCCCCCCACGCUGCUGAUGUCCCCCAUGGUGUUCAGCCAGCCCGCGCCUGCCGCUCCCAAAGCCGCCGAGAGCGCCGAGCCCGCUGCCAGCCCAGCCAGCCUCCUCCUGCCCCUGCCAGCCCCAGAGCCAGCCAGCAGCACCUCCAUCAGCAAGCUGCAGCUGCAGGAAACGCUGCUGCACCUCAUCCAGAAUGAUGACAACUUCUUAAACAUUAUUUAUGAAGCAUAUCUCUUCAGUGUGAGGAAGGCAGCGAUGAAGAAGCCUAUGUGACAGAUCAUCUUUUAAAUCAAUUUCCAUGGCUUCCUGAACUCCAGGAAGAAGAUUUUGAAAUUUUCAAAUAUGACUGUGUUUGAAGAAAUGAAUGAUUUUAGGCAUUUUGCAUACACUUAGAUUUUCCUUGUUGGCAAACAACAUGCUGUACUGAGAAAAAAAAAAGAGCAGAAAUGGAUUGUGCCUUUAGCGAGGGGAGCGUCACGACGCCCAAGAAUUAAUCACAAAAUAUCUUAAAUUAUUUUCCUUACCCUGCUCCGUACUUGGAGCUGGUUUCCCGGCAUAAGGACUCAGUUCUCAGGAUCCAGUUUCCUUUUUUUUAACCCGCAGCGUGGUUACUCAUUGCCGAGGUAUUUGUCCCUGCUUUCCCCUGCGCAGCUGUCCCGGGGAUCCUGACCACAUGGUGGCAAUGUUGGAUUAUUUUUAGGAACACGAAAAUCCGCCUGAAAUCCUGGAACGGGAGAUUUCGGCAAGACUGAUCGUCCUACUUAGUUGUCUGCAAAGCAAUUUAGAAGAAGUGUCAUGACUUUCCCCAAAAUUUUUGUAGGGAGAUCUUUUUCUAUUUUGACAAGAAUAUUUUUAGCUAGGUGUAGAGAUGGGAUUCUGCAGGUGUUCAAGGAAUUGGAGGGUGGGGGGGUGUUGUGAAUGUACUUUGCUGUCACAGAGCUCUGGGGUGACACUGGAUUCAUGUUUUUAUUAUUCCAGGUCCAAUCUGCAUAAUUAUAAGCAAUGUGAAGAUUUGUUAAGGGGAAUGCU